CUUUCUCUUUCGUCUUUCCCUGAGCUCCAUUUUUCUCUCCAGCGUCUGCUAUCUCUACCAGAGCAAGUCUAUGUACGGAUAUAUCUACAUGUGUAUAUAGUUUUAGGGUUUAUAUGUGCAUGUGAGAGAGGAUAUGCCGGCCAGGGAGAAGAAGCCGAAGGAGGUGCAUUUUAGAGGCGUACGGCGGAGGCCAUGGGGCAGGUACGCCGCCGAGAUCAGAGACCCCGGCCGGAGAACCCGGGUCUGGUUGGGGACUUUCGACACGGCGGAGGAUGCCGCCAGGGCCUACGACGCCGCCGCCAUCAAGUUUCGCGGCGCCAAGGCUAAGGUUAAUUUUCCACUACUGGAGAAGGAUGUGGAGGUCGAAAUCAGGAAAAGGAAUUGUAAUGGAAGUCCGAGUCAGAGCAGUACCGUUGAGUCGUCGAGUCGCGGGGGCUUCUCGCCUCCACCGGAUCUCCGUCUCGUGAGAUUUCCAUUCCAGCAACUUCCGGUCGGUGUGUCCCCUGCGACCGGCACUCCGCCGCCGGCGAACCAUCUCAUGUUUUUGGACUCGUUUUUGCUGUCCGGCGCGAUGAACCGGGCGCUGAGGUUCGAUGGCGUCACGGCAACGGGUUUACGCGCCUCCGCAUGCGGCAGUAGGGCCCACAGCGAUUCCGACUCAUCGAAUGAAAUUGACUUGAAGCACAACGAGGUCAAGCCACGCAGAGGCCUCAGCAUCGAUCUCAACCUUGCUCCGCCGCCGGAAACCGCUUGACUGACUCCACCACUGCCGAUAACCUGAAUAACUAUUUUUUCAUUUCUUUUUUUUCUUUUUUCUUUUUUUUUUUUUUUGGGGGGGGGGGGGGGUGUCAGACACUCGUUGAUCUUCAGUUUUUAGUCUCCUGUAUUUGGUAGAAGAAACCGGUGAGCCGUUUUGAUGUUCAGUGGACCUCCGGUCAACGGUCACCGUCCGAUGCGAAUCCGUUGCUGAUCUCCUUUUUGCAACAGGGAGAUGCAAUAUAGUUUUCUACCUGUUGUUCUUAACAGAGCACGGAUUCUAGUUUUAUGUGAUCUCAAUAUCAAACCCAAUGCUUCUUUGAUAAUGAAACAUCUGAUUGCUAUUUACUUCCCUA
Molecule: messenger RNA, 1112 nt
Organism: Diospyros lotus (date-plum)
Lineage: Eukaryota; Viridiplantae; Streptophyta; Magnoliopsida; Ericales; Ebenaceae
Product: ethylene-responsive transcription factor 4-like
Exons: 1
Coding region: 134-754 (206 amino acids)
Biological process (GO): regulation of DNA-templated transcription
Molecular function (GO): DNA binding; DNA-binding transcription factor activity
Source: RefSeq, a predicted model, not a curated record